This is a messenger RNA of Centropristis striata (black sea bass), 1380 nucleotides long. Its product is annotated as interferon-inducible GTPase 5-like. Lineage: Eukaryota; Metazoa; Chordata; Actinopteri; Perciformes; Serranidae. The record is from RefSeq and is a predicted model, not a curated record. The transcript is spliced from 2 exons. Gene Ontology annotation, molecular function: GTP binding. The coding region runs from base 1 to 1185 and encodes 394 amino acids. Gene Ontology annotation, cellular component: membrane.
AUGGAUGACCCAUUUGAUGAUGAACAAAUCAAAGAAAUUAGAGAAGCUCUGGCGUCUGAAGGAUCUGCCUCAGCAGUUGCAAAGAUCCAGGAGUAUUUUGAUAGGCAGGAUAGUAUUCAACUAAAUAUCGGCAUCACAGGAGACUCUGGUUCUGGUAAAUCCACCUUUGUUAAUGCCUUUAGAGGCGUAGACAACAGAGAUGAUGGAGCUGCUCCCACUGGCUGUGUAGAAACCACCAUGGAGGUUACACCAUACCCAAAUCCUAAAAUUCCCAGCGUCAUACUGUGGGAUCUUCCUGGUAUUGGCACCACCAACUUUCCAGCAGACAAAUAUCUGCAGCAUGUUGGAUUUGAAAGGUUUGACUUCUUCAUCAUCGUCUCAUCUGAUCGCUUCACAGAAAAUGAUGUGAAGCUCGCUCUGGAGAUUCAGAAGAUGAAGAAAAAGUUCUACUUUGUUCGCUCGAAGAUUGACGAUAACUUACGUAAUGAAAAAAGAAGUCAGAGGGAGUUCAACAGAGAAAGAACUCUUCAAAAGAUCAGGGACAACUGCAUUCAAGGUCUUGUAAAACAAGGUGUUGAGUCUCCACAAGUCUUCCUGGUGUCCAGCUUUGAUCUCCACCUCUAUGACUUCCCUCUUCUACAGCAGACCCUAGAGAGAGAACUUCGUACACACAAGAAGACUAUUUUGCUGUUGGCCAUUCCCAACAUCAGCCUGGAGGUCAUCAGCAAGAAGAAAGAGGCUUUACAAGCAACUAUAAAGUACACGGCCACUUUAUCUUCACUCAUUGCGUCUGUACCCAUCCCUGGGCUCUCUUGUGCUGCUGAUUUGACCAUGCUGGUUGAUAACAUUUCAAAGUAUCAAGUUACUUUUGGUCUUGAUAGUGUGUCACUGCAGAAUCUUGCUCGUAGUGCAGAUGUGCCUUUGGAUGAUCUCAGAGCAGUGAUGACAUCACCACUAAGCUUAAAUGAAAUAAGCACAGAUCUGAUCAUCAGGGAACUGUGCUCUUCUCCGAAUAAUAUUGCAAUAAUGAUAGCAGAGGAAGGGUUGAGAUAUAUUCCAUUAUUUGGAAUCCCAGAAUUGGCCCUCUCUUUUGCCUUCACCUACAAAUUUCUCAAUACUUCCCUCAACAUGCUUGCUGAGGACGCACAGAAGGUGUUUGAAAAGGCUCUGGGUUUGAUGUUAUGAGGUGAAUUGAAAUGUGGCACUUUAAAAAAGGGCAGCAUGCAAAUGAGCUUCUGGAUGAUUUCUGACUACACUGUAAUAUUACCGUAGUAAAAGUAUUGCAUGUAGUUAUGGAUUUCACUUUUCCAAAAUGUGAUGUUAGCUUUCUAAACACUGUAUUUCAAUCUGGGAUUUUGAGUGAUCAAAUAAAUGUGAUUU